GUCACCAGGAUUAUUAGUCACCAGUCACCAGGCAGAGGCAGAGACCAGAGACUCGUCGUCGCGCGCUUCAUGCAACUUCAUGACGUGUCAUGGCAGCGCUCGAGAUGUGAUACGCGUUUACGUGUGCUCGCGCCGUUUCGCGUAAUCCCUCGUAAACGAAAGAAACCUGUGGUGUAUGAUGCGAUCGGACGCUUUCAUGUAGGAGAGUAUAUAUUUUAUGCAGGAAACGCGAACGCUGGGCGAAUAGAAAGUUUCAAGAAAAACAGCCUAUUUCGUCGACGACAGCGAUGAGGACGACGACGACGAGGGCGACGGCAAUCUUUUAUACGCUAUGCAUAUUUCACAGUGCCACGGCCUUCUAUUUGCCCGGCCUGGCCCCUGUGAAUUACUGCAAGGUCGGCGAGACUACUCCAACCUGCAAAUCUGAUAUUAAAUUGUAUGUAAAUCGUCUAAACACGGAGAAGUAUGUCAUCCCAUAUGAAUACAGUCAUUUUGACUUCUGCUUGGGAGAUGAUGAGCAAUCUCCAGUUGAAAACUUGGGACAAGUUGUGUUUGGAGAACGUAUACGUCCAUCUCCAUACAAGUUGACAUUCUUGAAAGAUGUCAAGUGUGAAAUCGCUUGUAGAAAAUCAUAUGAAGGAGGUGAUGAAAAAUCUGAACAGAACUUGCAGUUAUUGAGAAAAGGGAUAGCAGUCAAUUAUCAACAUCACUGGAUUGUUGAUAACAUGCCAGUAACAUGGUGUUAUCAGUUAGAAGACGAGCGACAAUAUUGCAGUACAGGCUUCCCUAUGGGUUGCUAUUCCAAAGAGUCUAGAUCUCAACAAGACACUUGUACUAUACAUGGUCCAUACAACAAACCGAAAACUUACUAUUUGUUCAAUCACGUGAAUCUUACUAUAACUUAUCAUAGUGGUGCUACAGAAGAAUGGGGAUCAAACUUUAAGGAAAACGGUGGUCGUAUCAUAUCUGCAAAAGUAGUGCCUCACAGUAUUAAGCAUACUACUGCACUUGAUUGUGAAAGUCAAAUACCGUUAGAGAUACCAGCCAAUGAGCUCUCAGGUGGACAAACAUUUCAUGUGACAUAUACAUAUUCCGUUAAAUUUGUGAAAAAUAACACGAUCAAGUGGUCGUCCAGAUGGGAUUACAUUUUGGAAUCGAUGCCACAUACGAAUAUUCAGUGGUUCAGUAUUCUUAAUUCACUGAUAAUCGUUCUGUUUCUCUCUGGCAUGGUGGCUAUGAUAAUGCUUCGUACAUUGCACAAAGAUAUUGCACGAUAUAAUCAGGCCUACUUCCAGAUAGAAUCAGGAGAAGAUGCGCAAGAGGAGUUUGGAUGGAAAUUGGUACACGGCGAUGUAUUCCGCCCUCCGCGUAAAGGAAUGUUGCUUUCGGUUCUGCUUGGAUCUGGUGUUCAAGUGUUCUUCAUGACGUUAGUUACACUAGCAUUUGCUUGCUUGGGUUUCCUUUCACCUGCUAAUAGAGGCGCACUGAUGACUUGUGCGAUGGUUUUGUACGUUUGUUUGGGAACUACUGCGGGAUACACAGCCGCUCGGAUAUAUAAAAGUUUCGGUGGAGAAAAAUGGAAAUCCAAUGUCUUACUUACAUCCAUGCUUAGUCCUGGAAUCGUGUUUGGCUUAUUCUUUAUAAUGAAUUUGAUAUUUUGGGUGAAUGGAAGUUCAGCUGCAGUACCUUUCAGUACUCUAAUUGCACUACUAGCAUUAUGGUUUGGAGUAUCAGUACCAUUAACAUUCAUUGGCGCCUAUUUUGGCUUUAAAAAAAGAGCUUUGGAACAUCCAGUGCGAACGAAUCAGAUUCCUCGACAGAUACCAGAGCAAAAUUUCUACACACAACCAGUACCCGGCGUCAUAAUGGGUGGCGUCUUACCGUUUGGUUGUAUAUUUAUACAGUUAUUCUUCAUACUUAAUUCUCUUUGGUCAAGCCAAGUAUAUUAUAUGUUCGGAUUUCUAUUUUUGGUUUUCCUUAUACUCGUUAUCACAUGUUCCGAGACGACGAUUCUACUCUGUUAUUUCCAUCUUUGCGCGGAGGACUAUCAUUGGUGGUGGCGCAGCUUUCUUACAUCCGGUUUUACUGCUGUCUACUUGUUAAUUUAUUGUAUACACUUCUUUGUCACUAAAUUAGAUAUUGAAGGCGCCAUUUCUACGUUCCUGUAUUUCGGAUAUACAUUUAUCAUGGUUUACUUAUUCUUCCUUUUGACUGGUUCCAUUGGUUUCUUCGCCUGUUUUUGGUUUGUACGCAAAAUUUAUAGUGUUGUGAAGGUUGAUUAAAUAAAACUGAUGGCGAGAACAAUGCCUGUUUGA
This is a messenger RNA of Cataglyphis hispanica, 2315 nucleotides long. RefSeq names its product transmembrane 9 superfamily member 2 (gene TM9SF2). The coding region runs from base 288 to 2282 and encodes 664 amino acids. Gene Ontology annotation, biological process: protein localization to membrane. The record is from RefSeq and is a predicted model, not a curated record. Gene Ontology annotation, cellular component: membrane. The transcript is spliced from 15 exons. Lineage: Eukaryota; Metazoa; Arthropoda; Insecta; Hymenoptera; Formicidae.